AGUACUAUGAUGAUUAUCAACGACUUCAUGGACGAUCACCUCCAGAAAGCGAAAGCGAAGACAAUUUCAAUGGCCAUGGGAGUGACUCUGAUGAUGAUGAAGAGUCCUCAUCUCACUUUUUUCCGACAUCUCUACGUUCAAAAGGUACCCAGUCUCCUGAGCCUCCAAGAAUUCGUGCCAAAGGUGCCACAUGACCAACAGCAACUAUUCCUCGACUCUCAUUUGUGCCUGACGGUGAUGAGGUCAAUAUUCGCUACCAUGGAGAAUCGACGAUGAUGACUUCUCACGAUCAUCAUUCCUCUCCUCCCCGUUUACCCUCUGCCUCACCAUCUUCAUCCUCUCAUAGUGCUCUACUCACUACUCCUCCUCACACUCAAGUUACUGGUGGAGAGUCUCAACACAGCGACGACGUGACCGCGACUCCAGCAGCACCACCACCAUCAUUGCCCCCUGUUGGUUCAGACCCUCUGACCAGCUCUACGACACCUCUGACAAACAAUCCUUCUGCACCCGCUGCUACACCUCUUCCACCAUCUCAGAUUACUGGAUCAAAAGGAGAUAAACUCAGUCACUAUGAAGGCUGGACAAAGACAGCGCUGCGCAAGGCUAUGCGUGGGUAUGAAGGACGUCUUGGGGCCAUCAGCAUGUGUCCAGAUGAGGAUAUGCAGUCGAGUUGGGCCCAAGAGGAGUGGCGCAUCCGAUUUGAUAGCGACGAACAACCAAUCAAGCUUAGCGAUGAAAUGCUCAAACUGAUAAGAAAGCGUGGUGUGCGUGUUCGAAGCUUCGUGAGGGACCAGAUCAAACCACUCAUACACCCUGCAUAUGGGUUUGUUGCCGGCGCUGAAUCUGAAAACACUGUCCGAGAGAACAAGCAAAAAUGUAUAGAGCUCAUGACUGCGCUUGGCUUCUACUACAAGGAUGCUACUACACGCACAGGCUAUUUUAAUAGUCCGAUUCUCUUCGAUGCCAUCAGUCGUGCCUUUUUCUACAACAAAGAUGCUCCGGGACUCGCAUUCCCUGAUCGCUUUAACCCGAUUCCCAUUCCAGCCUUGGCAUUCAUUUUCACUGUGAUUGAACACUGCUUAAAUGAAUGGUCUACCGGGAGCUACAAGGCACUGAUCUUCAAUGAAACUGAGGCUAGUGUGCGCUACCACGAACACCAUCUCCCUGCCGUGAAGGAGUGGGCAGAAAUAUCACCGGACUUGACAACAGUCUUGCGGAAGGCCUGGUAUACGAAAGCAAGGAAACAAGCGGGAGCAGCAGGCCUUCAGACCCCAGCAGCACCUCUCAAAUUGUCUGAUUCUGCGAGGGACCUGGCAUAUGAAGAAAUGAAGGCAAUGGCCGCGGCGCUUGAUGAGGAACCGCAAGCGGAAGGCGAAGCCGAGGAGGCAGCGGAAUGAAUUGGUAAUAACUUACAAUUACCCGUACUCCAAUAGAAUGAUAGUAUUGCACCAUACCCUGAAAUGUGAUGAACGAUACUUCGAAAUAGCUCUACUGUAUCAAUAUAGUAGUAGGAUGAGCAUUAUAUGU
Desarmillaria tabescens is the source of this 1530-nucleotide messenger RNA. RefSeq lists its product as uncharacterized. The transcript is spliced from 6 exons. Bases 273 to 1400 code for a protein of 375 amino acids. The record is from RefSeq and is a predicted model, not a curated record. Lineage: Eukaryota; Fungi; Basidiomycota; Agaricomycetes; Agaricales; Physalacriaceae.